UCUAUUAUGUGUGAGACUGUACCAUUUUUCAGAAAGUAUUGUGGUUUUAUUUCAUUACAACUUGGAUUGCUUUUUAUAAGCAUACAAAGUAUUGUAACUGGUGUUUUAGGGCUAUCUAUAAUAGAAGUACAAACGAACAUGGAUUAUACUCAAGCAAAGAAUUUCACAGAAUUACUACGAUCAACGGGUGCAAAUCAUGUGCUAACAAAUCUUGACACCUCAAUAACUUAUGGAUUUACUUUGAUAUUCUUUGUGUACAUAUUUUUGGGUGUCAUUUUACUUAUUGCGACAUUUUGGGAUAAUGAAUCAUUACUUCUGACAUUUGUUUGGGGCACAUUUUUGAAUGUAGCUUUUGGAUAUUCCAUUCUUGGGGGACUGGCGAUAGUAUGCAUAAUGGAGGAUACGUGUUUGUUCAGCUCUAUGGACUGGAUAUCAGCCUCCUUGGUUUUCAUACUAAUGGUAUUGUUUUUCACUCUGUGGUUGUAUUAUGGAUUUGUCGCACACAGUUAUGUCGAAGAUAAGAAAAAUUUUACCGAAGAUAAUAAUAAUUAA
Messenger RNA from Papilio machaon (common yellow swallowtail), 552 nucleotides. RefSeq lists its product as uncharacterized. The record is from RefSeq and is a predicted model, not a curated record. Bases 7 to 552 code for a protein of 181 amino acids. The transcript has 5 exons. Lineage: Eukaryota; Metazoa; Arthropoda; Insecta; Lepidoptera; Papilionidae.